This is a messenger RNA of Diachasma alloeum, 362 nucleotides long. Its product is annotated as cuticle protein 38. The transcript has 2 exons. The record is from RefSeq and is a predicted model, not a curated record. Bases 30 to 362 code for a protein of 110 amino acids. NCBI's taxonomy places the organism in Eukaryota, Metazoa, Arthropoda, Insecta, Hymenoptera, Braconidae.
CGAAGAAAGACAUUCACCGAUAAAUAAAAAUGUUCAAACUCGCUUGCAUCUGCGCUAUUCUGGCUGUGGCCUCAGCUGGAAUUGUUCCUGCUGCGCCCAUCGUAGCUGCAGCGCCAGUCGCAGUGGCUCCAGCUCCAUUCGUCACCUCCAGGAGCAGUCAAGUUGUUGCGAGAAAUUACAACACUUUUGCUGCAGCCCCACUGGCUUACUCUGCUCCGGUUGCUGUACCUAGUGCUGUCGCCGCACCACUCGCUUACUCAGCACCAGCAAUUGCGAGUCCCUACGCGUACAGCCCGUACGCUGCAUACAGUGCCCCAUUGACUUAUCCCGCUGCUGCGGCUGCUCCAUUUCUCUUCAAGUGA